AUGACCUUGAACCUGGAAAUUCGAAAAGAAAAACAAAACAUGUCCAAAUUUUUAACAGCGUUACAGCUAUCAGACAGUGCAUUUCCUACUGGUGGUUUUGCUCACAGUCUCGGCUUGGAAGCUGUAAUGAAACACAAGAAAAUAAAUAAUACAGAUGAUUUGCUCAAGUUUGCUGUGUGCUCAAUGGAAAAUGCUGGGUCGUUUAAUAUACCAUUUGUGAAAGCUGCUUAUGAAGCUGUUGAUGAACCUACACUCCCUGAAGUUAUUGACAACCCCAAAAUGUCACAUCCAAGUCAGGAGUCUAUAUUGCGCCUAAUAGACCUGGAUAAUACCUGUGAGGCCUGUCUCUCCAACCACAUAGCUAACAGAGCUAGCUCUAGGCAGGGCAGGUCUAUGUUAGAUACCACCUAUAAAGCAACAGAGCUCCACCUAUUGGGUAGUAUCCAAGCCCUGAUAGAUGAGAAUAAACUCGAAGGCCACCACCCAGUGAUGUUUGGCUACAUUUGCUCUGUUCUUGGUGUAGGAAAGCAGGAAGUUAUUGAGAUGUAUAUGUUUGGAGUUUUAAGGUGUAUAGUAGCAAGUGCAGUGCGGCUGUCAAUCAUAGGCCCUCUACAGGGACAAAAUAUACAAUACAAACUGCAACAGUUGGUGCCAUCUAUUUUAAAAAGGAACCAGAAGAGAUGUGUUGAAGAUGCAGUUAUAACCAGUCCAUUCAUAGAUGUCAUACAAGCAAAGCAAGACACUCUCUUCUCAAAGCUAUUUUACUCUUGAAUUCUACAUAUAGAGGUCAGGCAAAUCACGCAGGGACACAUUUAUAAGAUAUUUUUAUACUUCUUACUCUGAGUGAGCAAUCACUGAAAAAAUACUGAUAUUUAUGUUUAUAUUUGGAUUCAGAAUAUCCAUCGUUUUAGAGAUUUUGAAAAUAACAUUUUAAGGUGAUUGAUCAGUGAUUCUGAGGAUAUCUAUAAUCCUGGAUCAACAUCACUAUUGUUACAUGACUUUUGAAGCCAUAAUUUUUUUAUAAUUGGUGCUGUUGAACACCUUUACCUAUAGAUGUACUAAGUCUGUAAGAACUUUUUAUACUCAGAUUUCAAUAAGUAAAGGUGGUAUUUGAGCAUCGACGUCACACACAUUCUCCAACGUAGGGCUCCAAACAUCAUCCACUCUGAAGGAGGAAGGAAGGGAUAGAGUUAGUGAAGUCUUGAGCUCUGCAUUUGGAGGAUGAGGCACUCUUUAAUA
This is a messenger RNA of Owenia fusiformis, 1239 nucleotides long. The record is from the annotation of a GenBank genome assembly. NCBI's taxonomy places the organism in Eukaryota, Metazoa, Annelida, Polychaeta, Sabellida, Oweniidae.